Messenger RNA from Bactrocera dorsalis (oriental fruit fly), 2798 nucleotides. RefSeq lists its product as uncharacterized. The transcript has 2 exons. The record is from RefSeq and is a predicted model, not a curated record. The coding region runs from base 872 to 2224 and encodes 450 amino acids. Gene Ontology annotation, molecular function: zinc ion binding; nucleic acid binding. Lineage: Eukaryota; Metazoa; Arthropoda; Insecta; Diptera; Tephritidae.
UAAACAUCGAUAGAAGCGAUUUAGUACUUUCCUUAACUCCCAUAUAUCUAAGUCAAUGAACUUACGGUUGACUUUAUAUUGCACAUAUUUAUCAACAUGGGAUAUAUCUUAAUUAAGGGAAAGUUUUAGUAGAUAAUAAUUCUUCUAUGUUUGUCCCAGAAUUAGUUUAUACCAGUUAGCAUAAUGAACUUAUGCGGCCUACCUUACGAACGAUUUGUUUAUUAAAGUUCAAGUUGAACUACAAAACAUAUGGGAUCAAUUUUAGAGAUGCCAUCUCAUAAAAAAUAGGAACUUUGCAGUCUUUAUAUCUUAUAAAUAUUGUUACAAAAAGUAGUAUUAAGUUUUAUUUGUAUUGCUAUAUGCAUCCCUGAUUAUGAACAAUAGCUGUAGGUAUAUGGAAUAGCAUUUGUCUUGUUGUAGACAUCUGGCGCCGCACUGUCUGCUUGUCUAGUUAAACAAUUGCUGAGUCUGGCGCCGCGACUGUCUGCUUGCGUCUGGCGCCGUAUAGCCGUAUGUUCUGGUAAUUUCCAGACGCGAUAUUCUAGAAGGACACGUCGGCAUCAGCGAGAAGUGCGUGGCUAUAGCCGUAUGUUCUGGUAAUUUCCAGACGCGAUAUUCUAGAAGGACACGUCGGCAUCAGCGAGAAGUGCGUGGCUAUAUAAGCCGUGGCAGCGCCAACGUAAUCAAUCAGUGCUAAGAGUAAACUGCUAUAGUGUAGACGAGUUGUGAAAUAAAGAGUUGUUGAAUUAAAUUAAACAGUGUUGAUUUUAUUUGUCAAUCCAGAGAUACGAACCUAACAAAGUAAACUAGCAAGAGUAAAUUCGUAACAAUUGGUGUCAGAAGUGGGAUUGUCAAAUAAUCCAAAUUCAAGAUGGUUAAAUUCGGAGAAUUGAGAAUUCAGCAAUUGAAAAAGGAACUGGAGGAGCGUAAAUUGCCGAUAAGCGGGCAAAAGGCGGAUCUGCAGGCACGAUUACGUGAAGCAAUGGAAGCGGAUGGAAUUAAUGUGGACGAGUUCGAAUUUGAUGGGCCAGAAACUUCUACAAAGGUAGAAGAAAAAGUAGAAGAACAACGAACAUCAUCGAGUGUGGACAUGAACAUGCUGUUAGUGGCUAUACAGAAAAUAGCUGAAAAUACAGAAAAUGCAGUGCAAACAGGAAAUCGUCUGGCACAGCAAAUAGCUGAAAAUGCAGAAAAGGCAGUGCAAACAGAAAAUCGUCUGGCACAGCAAAUGACGCAAAUAGCUGAAAAUACAUCACAGUUAGAGUCUCGCCUUACACAACAAAUAACUGAAAAUAAUACGCAGUUAGAAAAGCGUUUGGUACAACAGAUUACAGAAAGUAAUACACAAGUGCAAGAGAAAGUUUCAAAAUUGGAAGACGAAUUAAGCACGUUAAAAAAUGACGAAGAAAAUUUGAAAUCAGAAGUUCUUCAUUUGAGUAAUCGGAUGCGAGAACUGCAACUGCAUGGCCCUGCACCAUCAACAAAUAAUCCAAGAUUGAAGGCACCCACAUUCGAUGGAAGUAUUCCAUUUCAAAUUUUCAAACUUCAGUUUGAAAAGACAGCAAUGGCCAAUAACUGGAAUGCAGCGGACAAAGUAGCGUCCUUGUUUGUAUCAUUGAAAGGACCUGCGGCAGAAAUCCUUCAGACUAUUCCAGACUGUGAACGGGACAACUAUGAGGCAUUGAUGAGUGCGAUAGAAAGACGAUAUGGUAGUGAGCACCGGAAACAAAUAUACCAGAUCGAACUGCAAAAUAGGGGUCAGAAAAUGAACGAGUCAUUGCAAGAGUUCGCAACUGAAAUAGAACGACUGGCUCAUUUGGCAAAUGCAGAUGCACCUGUGGAUUACAUUGAAAGGGUAAAAAUUCAAUGUUUCAUAAAUGGAAUUCGUGAUGUGGACACCAAACGCGCCACAUAUGCAUUGCCAAAAAGAACGUUUACUGAAACGGUUUCGCACGCCCUCACACAGGAAACAGCUUCUCUACUAAGUAAACCAGCACACAAAGUACAAAGGGUUGAAAUGGAACAACCGGCGCUGAUGGAAAAAAUAUUGAAGACUCUGAAGGCAAUUGCUACACCGCGAGUAAAUACAACAGGAAGAUGUUUCAACUGUGGAAAAGCGGGUCACUUUGCCCGAAAUUGCAAUAUAAAAGUAAGCCCAUCAAAACGGAAACAACCAACAGAUAACGAGGACGAGGCAUCCACAUCUCACAAGUCGUUGAACUAAAACGGAACAGUUCAAAGGGGCGUGAGCUGGUUCCCACAACUAUUUGCCCCGCCAUCUCGAUAUCACAAAUAGGUCGCCAUGACAACAAUCUUACUAUCAACGGCAUCGUAAAUGGACGACUGUCAACGCUUACUUUGGAUACUGGUGCCACACAUUCAAUUAUCCGACCGGAUGUGGUAAGAGGAACGGUUGAACCAUUAGUCGGUUGCAAGCUUCGAACGGCCACCGGGGAGGAAGCAGCUGUCGCGGGAAAAGUGUUUUGCGAAGUGAUGAUUGGUACCCUGGAAGUUAAUCACACCUUCAUCGUAGCAGAAAUCACGGAUGAAAUUAUAAUGGGAGUAGAUUUCAUGAUUGAUCACGGGGUUACUUUGGAUUUAAACAAGCAAAUGCUGUUUUGCCAGAACAUGGAGAUGCCUAUAAACACCGGAUAUGUGACCAACGUUGAAAGUAAGAGGGUGAUUGUUGAUGAUAAUCAGAGUAUUCCACCAAAAUCUGAGGCGAUUGUAUGGGCUAAAGUGAAUGGAGGAGGUGGGACUGAAGAGUUGUGGAUUGUGGAACCAACAAAAAUAGAUAC